Molecule: messenger RNA, 1737 nt
Organism: Dendrobium catenatum
Lineage: Eukaryota; Viridiplantae; Streptophyta; Magnoliopsida; Asparagales; Orchidaceae
Product: cation/calcium exchanger 1-like
Exons: 3
Coding region: 1-1737 (578 amino acids)
Biological process (GO): monoatomic cation transport; transmembrane transport
Cellular component (GO): membrane
Molecular function (GO): monoatomic cation transmembrane transporter activity
Source: RefSeq, a predicted model, not a curated record
AUGGCUUCCCUCUCCACCACCAACAUAAAAAGCUUCCUCAACACCACCUUCCUCCUCCUCCUUUGCUUCUUCUUCACCUCCCACAUUCGCUCCCCUUCCCCUCCCUUCUUCAACCUCCUCAACUCCCAACCACCUACCCUUCCUUCCUCCAUCUCCUCCUCCUCCAGCUCCCCUUCCUCAACCUGCAUUGCCUUCCAAAAACUCAAAGACCACAACUCCAAAUGCCAUUUCCUCAAAACUCACCCUCCUUGCAUCUCCCAAGGCUACCUAAACUACCUCCACCUCUUCUACUGCCUCUGCGGCUCCUCCCCUUUCCUCGGCUACUCUCUCCUCUUCCUCUCCCUCUUAAUCCUCUUCUACCUCCUCGGCAACACUGCUUCCCAAUAUUUCUGCUCCUCCGUCGAACGCCUCUCACACGAACUCCGCCUCUCUCCAACCAUCGCCGGCGUCACUCUUCUCUCCCUCGGCAACGGCUCUCCCGACGUUUUUGCUAGUAUUGUUUCUUUCCGCUCGGGGUCCGGCGAAGUUGGGCUAAGUUCCGUGCUCGGCGGCGCUUUCUUUGUCUCGUGCGUUGUAGUCGGAAUAAUUAACGUGGCGGCGGCGUCCAAGGGGAGGAGGUCGCCGAGGAUUGAUAGGGCGAGCUUUGUGAGAGAUGUUUUUUUCUUCUUGGUUGUGUUGUCGUCUCUGCUAGCCAUACUUGUGGUCGGAAGAGUGGAUAUUUGGGCGGCGGCGGCGUUUACUUCGCUUUAUUUUGUUUAUGUGUCGGUUGUUUCGGCGACGCAUUUGUGUCGGGAGAAGUAUGAUGACGAUGAGGUUGAUGCGAAGCCAUUGCUUGAAGAGGAAAGGGAGGACGGUGAGGCGGAGGAUACGCCAGUUGACUCCUAUAGCUCUGUUAACGACGCGGCGGAAGACUCCGGCGGGCUGAAAGCGAUGGUAUCAAACUGUUUCUCGUGGUUGCUCUACAUCAUUGAAAUGCCUCUCUAUCUACCCCGCCGCCUGACCAUCCCGGACGUCAGCGAUGAACGGUGGAGCCGCCCGUACGCCGUCGCCUCCGCUGCUCUCGCCCCUCUUCUCAUCGCCAGCCUAUGGAACUCCAAACGCUCCAUCUCCAUGUCUUCGAAAGACUCCCUCACCCUUUACCUCUACGCCGCCCUCGCCGGCCUCGUCCUCUCCUCCCUCGCCCUCCACACCACCCAAAAACCCACCCCUCCCAAAUCCUCUCUCUUCCCCUGGCUCGCCGCUUCCUUCCUCAUGAGCGUCCUCUGGACCUACAUAAUCGCCGAGGAACUCGUCGGCCUUCUCGUCUCGAUCGGAUACAUACUCGGCAUAAGCCCCGGCAUACUCGGCCUCACCGUAUUAGCCUGGGGGAACUCCAUCGGCGAUUUGAUCGCCAAUCUGGCCAUGGCGAUGAACGGUGGGCCCGAUGGAGCCCAAAUUGCCAUUUCGGGCUGCAUCGCCGGGCCGAUAUUUAAUACUCUGGCCGGACUUGGUUUGUCGCUGGUGGUUUCGGCUUGGGCGGCCAGACCCGACCCGUUUGAAAUUCCGGCCGGGCCUGCGGUGUUCGAGAUAUUGGGUUUUAUGAUCGCUGGCUUGGUUUGGGCUUUGGUUUUCCUGCCCAGGAAGGACAUGAGAUUGGAUAGGUUUGUGGGGAUUGGUUUAUUGGCGAUUUAUUUGAGCUUUUUGUCGUUGAGGCUUGGCUCUCUUUCCCUCUCUGGUGUUUGCUGCAAUGGCGCAUAA